GCGGUUGUGUUCGCGCGAACAGACAAAGUGAAUGGUGAACAAUUUUUCUACAGUUGCGUUCACAUGGAUCAUGUGCGGUGUCGUGGGAUUCACUCGUGCUCAUUUACACAUGUCAACACACUACAAUUUUUUGACAAUUCAAGUAAAUUACCAAAAAAUCAAAAACUCCUGACAAAAAUAUAAUUUUAAGCAGGAGGAAUCAUAUUUUAUGUGCGCGAAAAAUUACAUUUAAUAAAGUGUCAUCAUAAUCAUCAACAUCAUCAUCAUCAUCAUCUUGGCGCCUGACUUGUUCAAUAUAGUUAGCCGCUCAGCUACAUCUUUAUUUUCCUCCUCUCUUUCUCGCUCUCUCUUCACUUAUUUAAUAGUGUCAUCUCCCUCUCUCCCAAAGUCCAUUAUGCGCUCUUCACUCUCUCUCUCUCUUUCUUUCUCUCGUACUGACGCGUACUGUCACAAUCAUUUUUGCCCUCCCUCGUCCCCCAAUUUCCCCGCCGCAUAACUCUUCACCGCCAAAGUUUCUCGUGACGGCCUUUUCAAGAUUGAGAUCGGGAGUUGUUUUUUGAUUACGCUCUACGAAAGGACGUAAGGUUAUGUUCGCGAAUAUUAUUAUAAGUUAAUUGAUAAAAACUCUCGUCGCCAUAUGGCUUACUUUCAUAGCCGCAUCUCUUAAAUAGUGUGUGUACAUACAUAUGUGUAUGUUUGACUUUUUAUACUUUCGUUCUGAGUGUACAUGAACUUUCUCAGGAGAGUAUAACAUCAUUCCAAUGUGGUUCCUUCGGAAAUUGGAAGUUCAGUAAUACUGUUAUAACAUAUAUAUAUACGAUGAUUUGAGUCCCAAGUGAUACGUCUAUCGUUAUCAGUGGUCUCUGGUUUGUCGUUUCGCGGUAACAGUGCUGGUUGGGUGGUGUGUCGUCAUUGCCGUUAUCUUACUCGUGGAUCCCGGAGAGACCAACAUUGAGUUUAACUUUCUCUGACUACCUCCGAUCAUCAACUCAUUGAACUAUACACGUAUAUAUUUAAUAUAUAUCUCUCUCUCUCCCUAUGUAUAUGUAUAUAAUUCUCGUUUGAAAAUGGACGAAUCUGGGAUAGAUAUGGGUUUUGAUUUGGCCGCACUCACCAACGCUGAGGACUUUGAUUUGGAAUACAACAAUGACUUCGAACAGGCAUUGUCUCUACUCUCAACGUCACAGGACUUCAUGUACUAUGAGCUCAAGAGUCGGGCUCCCGAUACUGGCAGUCCUCCAACGUUCAAGACUGCAACACCCACAUCUCGUACACAAUUGAAGCUGCAGUUAAUGCGAGAGCAACUGCAGGAACAAGAGAGACGAGAGGCUGAAUUGAGGCAAAAUUUACAACAACAAAGGCCUGCAGCUGCACCUCCAAGACCUGUACCACCAACACCUUUACCAACUAUCGGUGUCGAUGUUCCACCUCAAGUUUUACAAGUGAGGACACUAUUGGAGAAUCCGACACGUUAUCAUGUGGUCCAGAAGCAAAAGAAUCAAGUGCGACAAUAUUUACAUGAAUCGUUUCGUGGAUCGGAUGAAGGUUUAAACACGGGAAUACCCAACAGUAUCGGAAGUGAUGGAGGUGGUGGAACCCCUCUUGACACUGGACCCCCACAAAUGCCCAUGGUGGUUCAGAGUGCACCCCCUGGACCAGCUGUUCAUCAACCGAAACCGCAGCAUCCUCAUUUCAUCUCGUAUCCCCAUGCUCCUGCACUGCUGCCUCACACACAUGCUGUUACUCAAAGUCCUGAUCCUACCGCAGGUGCCAUGUCCCCUGAUCUCUCAAGUGUUGCUACCAGUAAUUCCGAGGCGGAGGAUCUUUUGGAUGAUAUUCUGUCGUUUGAGGCUGGAUCCUUGGGCGAUGGCUUAAAGGACAGUCAAGCAGGGAGCUUAACAAGUCUUCCAGACCUUCAAAUAAAACCAGAACCUUUGCUGCUCACUGAUGCAGAAAUCCACGCCCUAGCCAAAGAUAGACAAAAGAAAGAUAAUCACAAUAUGAUUGAGCGACGGCGACGGUUCAACAUCAAUGACAGGAUCAAGGAACUUGGCACCCUUCUACCAAAAACCAAUGAUCCUUACUACGAGAUUGUCAGGGACGUGAGACCAAAUAAAGGUACAAUUUUAAAAUCGUCCGUAGAAUAUAUAAAACUUCUUAAAAAUGAAUUAACGAGAAUGAAGCAAAGCGAACUGAGGCAUAAACAGUUGGAGAAUCAGAACCGGAGGUUGCUCUUACGUGUUCAGGAGCUGGAACUCCAGGCGAAGACACACGGAAUUCCGCUUGCGGAUUUUAGUUCAUGGGCUUCUACAUCGGAAGGCCUCUUCAACGCUUAUGCCAAGCACAAACUCGAACAUCGAAAGAUGCCAGAUGUGAUAACGGAUGGGGCAGCGGCGCUAAGUAUGUCUCAGUUGGAGGAUUUGAUGGAAGAUGAUACAAAUGGACCAGUGCACAGUGGUGAUCCAAUGCUGUCGUCACCUCACCUUCCACCUCUGAGUCCACCUGCACCCGCUUGUCAUCAUCCUUUGCCCGACGACGAGACUCUCGGCAGUUUAGCACCAACGUCCUCGAAUCCUUCUGAUAUGGAUAUCGUUGCGUAGCCAAAAGCCACCAUUCCCUCAUCCCCCCACACCCACCCCUUUUUCAAAUCUCCCGUAUCACAGGGUUUCACACUGUUGCCAAAUUUUUCACGCAUAUAUUUUUUAACUCUUUUUAACUUGGAAUUUUUGGUUUUUUUCCUCUCUUAUCUCUUUUUGAAAUUUUUCUUUCUCUCUAGGUAUUUUUACAUCGAUCAUUAUUAUUUUCUCGUAUGAAAUGUAUAUUUCGUUUUAGUUUCGAAAAGUUUCAUUUCUUUUUGGAUAUACUUUUUCAGCUGCUCUGCAAGUUUUUUUUCGCCAGCCUUUUUUUUUUUUUUUUUUUUUUUUUGCCCGGAUCGAUUACGCGUUCGAGCGGAAGAGAGAAGUUUGUUUCGUUUGAAGAAAUUGUGAAAAAAAAGAGAGGGAAGAGUGCACAUCGACUCAAUUAUCUUCAUGUUCCCGGGAUGAAAAACUCUGAAAGAAACAAUUCAAAACUUAAAGUAAAGAGAAUUCUUUUUUUUUUUGCUGAGAAUUUUUUUUUUUUUGAAAAACUGAUCAAGUGAAAGGAAACUAAAGAGAGAGAGAGAGAGAGAGUUGGACUAAAAUUCCAAAAGUUGAUGAAACGGAAGAAAUGUUCAUUUGGUUUAUAUAUAUUAAUACUUAAAAGAAAAAGAGAGACUAAAAGAGAGAGAGAGAGAGAGAGAGAGAGGAAGAGUUCUCAUCCUCGGACCUCAUUUCCAAGUUAUUAAGAACUAAUUUUCUAAGAGAGAUAAGCCGACAACGUAAUUUCAACAGUGCUUCUCAAUGCCGACCACUAUAUCAAUCUCAAGAGAGAAACGCUGCUUGAAAUUUCACGGACAUUAUUCGAUUUGUUACAAAGUUUGCUAAUAGUUAUUGUCUGUGAGCAACGUUCGAUCUCGGCUAAUGCCGAGAAAGCGAUAUUGAAUAACGGUAUGCCGACUAUUACGCCUUUGAUGCACAGUGACUGUCGAUAGAAUCUUAAGGCAGAGCCUCUCGUGUUCAGCGACCUGUGAAGAGACACCCCCCCCCCUUCGACCCCCUCUCUAUAUAGCACCACCCUCCCCCCGAAAAUUCAAACUUAGUCCUUAGGAAGUCUUGGGAAACUUUAGGAACGAGACACACUUUUGCUCAUAGACAUUUGACACAACUUUGGCAACGAAGAAAGUUUCAAUUACGAUUAGAAAUUUAUAUUUUUAAUAGUCAAUUUUUUAUGUGUAAGAAAAAAGAAAAUAUAUAUUAUAUAUAUGUCAACGAACUCGAUUUGUAUUGUUAAAAAAAAAAGAAAUGUCCUUUGAUAUUUUUUCAAGUGCAAUUAUAUAUUAAUAAUGAUUCGAUGUUAUGUUCGGACCGGGAGGAUACACCAUUUAUUGUUCAAGAUCUUCGACACUAGAAUGCAGUGGUACUUGAUAAUUUUUACCCAUUUUUUUUUUUUUUUUUUUUUUUUUUGCAAAUAGAUGUAAAAAAUUACAAAUGUUGAAAUAUUAAAAAAGAAAAUUUUUUUAAUUCAUGUGAUUUUUAAUGAAUGUUUGGAAUGUCUGACUAUGAAUUACUUUUACUACUGAUGACAAAAUUACCGGAAUUUUAAUAAUUUUUGAUUGACUAAUACGAAAUUCAAAAGCGUGUCUGACUGAACUUGACAUUUACUACUUAAAUUAGUUUCUGCUACUAAAAAUUAAAAGUACCCUAGUAGUUGCAGUCUUGCUGAAAAAGGCCUUUACUACUAAUAGUAAAAUUUCUAAUUUUAGUAUAAGUUUAGUAAAGGCCGAGAUUUAGAAGAAAAACAAAUAUAUUGUCUGACUGUGACGUACUUUUACUACUACUGAUAAAAAUUUGAAGCAGCCAAGUAGUGUAAGUCUGACUUUAAAGAAUUUUUACUAUUGCUAUUAAAAUCACAAGAAUAUAAUUUUUAAUUUAUUGAAAAUCGCUGGUCUUACUGUAACUUACUUUUACUACUGCUACAAAAAAUUAUAGGCAGCAAACUAGUUUCAGUCUGACUAAGAAAAAUUUUUACUACUGAUAAUAAACCAACAAGUAACGAACCUUUACUACUGAUACUAAAAAAGUAGAAGAAGUAAAGCAGUUUCUGUCUGACUGUAACGAACUUUUACUACUGAUAGUCAAAAUUAUAAAAAUACACGUAGUUUUAGUCUGACUAGAGCAGAACUUUACUACUAAUACUUAAACUACAAGAAUUUUGAACAAAUUAGAUUCAAUUUUAAAUUUACAGCAAUUCGUUAGUCUGACUGUAACCGACUUUUACUACUGUCAGUCAGAAUUAUAAGGAGACACGUAAUAUUGGUACUAAAAUUAAAAGAAUUUGAACAAAUUAUAAACUGACUAAGAAUUAUAAAUACUACUGCAACUAAAAAAAUACUUCAAAACUGUGUCUGACUAAAAUUGACAUUUACUACUGAAUUACUGAUAUUAAAAUAACUGUUUAAAAUUACAGUCUGUCUAAAAAUUACUUUUACUACUUAUAAAAAUUAACUCGAAUGAUUUUUAUCAUUGGAAAUAACUUUCACAAUUAGGCUUUUGAAAAAACAAGUUUAAAAAUUAGUCUGACAAAUAAUUGCAUUACCUACUGAUAUUUAAUAUUUUAAGUUAUUUCUAAAGAAGAAUUAAUCAUUUUUGUUUGACUAUAAUACCAUUCUGCUAUUAAUACUUAAAAAUUUCGUAGUUUGACUAGAAUUAUUUUUUACUACUGAUAUAUUAUAAUUCAAAAAUUCAAUUAUUUUCGGUCUGACUGAAAAUUACUUGUACUACUAAGUAGAAAACUUACAGGAAAUAAAAUUGAAAAAUACUGUUUUUUAAAAAGAUGAAAAACUUUACGGGACUGACUAAAAACUGACAUCUUCUACUGAUUCUGAACAAUUCUUAGUUUAACUAAAAUUGAGUUUUAUUAAUUGCUACUAAAGUAGUAAAAUUAAAAAAUACGAUUCUUUGUCUGACUAAAAACUGCUUGCACUACUGAGUCUAAAACGACUAUAAUUUUAAUUUUUGUUCUGACUAAGUAGUAUAUUUAGUACUUUUAGUAAAAAUUACCAGAACUACAGAUUAAAUAUUUAAAAAUUUAUUUUAUAAAUUUAAAAAAUUAUUGUUUUUUAAAUAGUAAAAAAUCUGUGUAACGAUGUCUGUGAUUUAAGACAGUUCUGUCUGACUAUACGUUAUGUUUACUACUUUUACUAAAAAUUAAAAAAAUAAACAUUUUUGUCAUACUAAAAAUUAGAUUAUUUACAGAAAAAGAUAAAAAAAAAAUCUUUUUUUUAGUGGACCACUAAAAAAGUUUUUUUAGUCUUGCGGUAAAAAUACGUCUGACUAAAACUGACAAUUACUACUGAUCAGAAUUUACUAUAAAUUCCAGUUUUUACUGGUAAACUUUUUUUACCACUGAUAAUAAAUGCAAAAAAUAUGUCUGACUAAAACGAACUUCUACUACUGAACAAAAAAAAGUAACAAAUUCACGAAUAUUGUUUACGUGCAAAAAAUUUUUCUCAAUAAAAUAAUUAUAAAAACGUAGGUAAAAGAAAUUAAUGGGCAAAAGUUAUUGAGCAUUGUUGUAAUUAAAGAAAAAUGCGCUGCCAUAAUAAUCUUCGCCAAUCACAACGAUUUGAAGAUCAUUUCAAUCGAAGAUCAGUUUUAUUUAAAUAUUUUAUAAAAAAAAAUCGAAGAUCAAUUUUAUUUAAAUAUUCUAUUUAAAAAAUAAUUUUUUUCCUUAAAUUGUUUUUCAUUUUGAAAAAUUUAUUCAAAAUAGUAUUUAAAAAUAAUUGUCGCGCUGGCCGCGUUUUGAAAGUUGAUUUUCGAACUAUAUUUCUCUAUAUUUGAGAGUAAAAAAAAAUUGUGAAUUGCGAAAUAAAAAUCAUCAGGAGAAAAGCCAUUAUUAUCCUUGUAAUUGUAGGUUUUGGUGUCUGAUAAUAAUAUCAUUGAGGAUCAAUCGCCUAGAAUCCAGAGCGCCAUUAAUUUUUUUUUUUUUGUUCAUAUUAUUUUUAUUAUUUUAUUAUUAUUUGUAGAUUACACGAAGAUAAUAAGGGAGAAAGAAAUAAUUUAAUUACCAUUCAUAUAAUAUAAUAAAUAACAUUCGUUUGCCUGCCUUAUUUCUUUAUACUGUGUUGCGAACUUUUUAUAAAGAGGAUUGUCUUUCUCUUCUCUACCCCCGGCGACAAGAUAAAAAAAAAUAAAUAACAAUGAAUGAGAAAAGCGAGGGAUUACAAAACAUUAUGAUGAGAGAGAGAAGCUUUAACUAAAAUCUUUAUACGAAGGGCUGACCUUUCACGCUAUAAUUAACGAUUCGUUUAACACUAUAUGACUUUUAUUUUCUUUUUUGAAAAGAAAAAUUGCAAUUUUUUUUCAUACAAAAAUUAAUAUUUUUACUCAUAUUUUUUAUUUUAUUUAUUUUUUUUAUA
Leptopilina heterotoma is the source of this 6997-nucleotide messenger RNA. It is a transcript of the gene Mitf, whose product is annotated as microphthalmia-associated transcription factor. The transcript is spliced from 8 exons. Gene Ontology annotation, biological process: regulation of transcription by RNA polymerase II. The record is from RefSeq and is a predicted model, not a curated record. Gene Ontology annotation, cellular component: nucleus. Gene Ontology annotation, molecular function: protein dimerization activity; DNA-binding transcription factor activity, RNA polymerase II-specific; RNA polymerase II cis-regulatory region sequence-specific DNA binding. Bases 1068 to 2600 code for a protein of 510 amino acids. NCBI's taxonomy places the organism in Eukaryota, Metazoa, Arthropoda, Insecta, Hymenoptera, Figitidae.